CGUGAACGCUAUGGGCAGUCACUGGGACCUCGUUCGUAUGGAGAUCACUGUCCUCCAGCUUUUUCAGGACAGAAGCGCUACUGCGAUGAAAAAGGAAGCUUAAUUUCUCGUGCCUCCUCCCUUUUCUGUGAAGGGCGCCGCACCUGCUCCAACGUUCUAGGGAGAAAUCACCACAGCUUUCUCCGCCCCCUGAAAAGCGCCAUACUCCAGAUCACAGAACUGUGUGGUGCAAAGCGGGUUGGUUAUUUUGGUCCAACACAGUUUUACAUUGCCUUAAAACUGAUUGCUGCAGCACAGUCUGGCCUCCCUGUACGGAUAGAGAGUAUUAAAUGUGAGCUGCCACUGCCUCGCUUUAUGAUGUCAAAGACUGAUGCCGAGAUACGAUUUGGGAACCCGGCUGAACUGCAUGGAACUAAGGUUCAGAUUCCAUAUUUAAUCACAGAAAAAAAUACCUUCAAAAGAAUGGACGAUGAGGAUAAACAGCAGGAAACACAGUCUCCCACGAUGUCACCCCUCGCCUCCCCUCCUUCUUCCCCGCCUCAUUACCAAAGGGUGCCCUUGAGCCAUGGCUACAGCAAACUGCGGAGCAGCACGGAGCAGAUGCAUCCAGCUCCUUAUGAAGCUAGACAGCCCCUUGUCCAGCCUGAAGGACCCUCGUCGGGGGCUCCAGGAGCCAAGCCCCCUCGGCAUCAGGCUUCCCUUAUUCGGUCCUUUUCCGUGGAGAGAGAACCACAUGAUAACAACAGUAAUUACCUGGAUGAACCCUGGAGGAUAACAGAAGAACAACGCGAGUACUAUGUCAACCAGUUCCGAUCCCUUCAGCCUGACCCAAGUUCCUUCAUUUCAGGUUCUGUGGCCAAGAACUUCUUCACCAAAUCAAAGCUUUCCAUUCCAGAACUCUCCUACAUAUGGGAACUUAGUGAUGCUGACUGUGAUGGAGCCCUGACCCUGCCUGAGUUCUGUGCUGCAUUUCAUCUCAUUGUGGCUCGGAAAAACGGCUACCCACUGCCUGAGGGCCUGCCUCCGACUCUGCAGCCAGAGUACCUGCAAGCAGCCUUUCCUAAGCCCAAGCGGGAGUGCUCGCUAUUUGAUUCUUAUUCUGAGUCAAUGCCUGCGAACCAACAACCCCGUGAGUUGAAUCGGAUGGAGAAGCUAUCUAUUAAAGACAUGGCUGACUUUCCUGUCCUAGCCCAAGAUGUGACUAGUGAUGACAACCAAGAGCAAAACAAAACACGUCUAGAACAAAACAAAACACGUCUAGCUUUGAAAAGUACUGCGGAUGAAGCCUUACCAAAGGAUAUGUCUGAGGAUCCAGCCACUUCUAAGGAUUCCAACAGUCUCAAAGCAAGACCAAGAUCCAGAUCUUACUCUAGCACCUCCAUAGAAGAGGCCAUGAAAAGGGGUGAGGACCCUCCCACCCCGCCACCGCGGCCACAGAAAACCCAUUCCAGAGCCUCCUCCUUGGAUCUGAAUAAAGUCUUCCAGCCCAGUGUGCCAGCUACUAAGUCAGGAUUGUUACCUCCACCACCUGCGCUCCCUCCAAGACCUUGUCCAUCCCAGAUUUCCCAUCACAAUGUAAACAGUGAGCGCAGUGCUCAGCCCAAGCCUCCAAUUCAGCUGCCUAACUAUGGAGAUUUCAGACUACAGAAACAGAUAAGUAAACCAAGGCACAGAGAACUUCAGGAAUUUCCUCAAGGUCAUCCACAGCAAUCUGAACAAGCGUCUGAGGCUGAAAUACACCCCCAGCUGAACAGAGCCCCCUCUCAAGCUGCAGACAAUAGUCCAACAAAGAAGGACAUACCAUAUUCUCAGCCUCCAUCAAAGCCCAUUCGAAGGAAAUUCCGACCUGAAAACCCAGCUACAGAAAACCAAGAGCCUUCUAGCACUGUUGGUGGGCCAGCGUCAGCAGCGACCGGGAAACCCCAUGCGGCAGUCCAAAAACAGUCUUCCAAACAGAAGAAGGCUAUUCAGACUGCUAUCCGCAAAAAUAAAGAGGCAAAUGCAGUGCUGGCCCGGCUGAACAGUGAACUCCAGCAGCAGCUCAAGGAGGUUCAUCAAGAACGGAUUGCAUUGGAAAACCAAUUGGAACAACUUCGUCCAGUCACUGUAUUGUAAUCCCCAAGAUUCAAGUAACAGUGGGUGACUUUUUCUGCCAAGAUCUUUCCUUUGAAUGUUUCAACCCAACUACUUGUCAUAGAUGUCCAAGACUGUGUGAAAAGCUGCAAGCAGUGGAAUAUAAUCCAUAUUUCCUUUUCUCUUGUACUUCACUUGUAUGUUUUACUCUGGUGGAAAAAAUACAACUGAUUAUCACACUUGAAAUUGUAAUUUCAGUGGAAUUUAUCUCCCAUUCUUAAGUACUUCCUCAAGUUGUUAGAUAUUUCUCCUUACCAAAAACCAAUCUUCUCGCAAUUAAAAACAAGUUAGAGCAUUAUUUAUUUAAAGAAUUAAUGAUUUGUAUAAAACCUCAUAACCUAGUACCUUCAGGAUGCUUGUUUUAUUUUUGUAUGUAUGUCAAAUACAGUAGGUUGGUUUCCUGAAUAAUUGGGAUUCCAACUAGAUAGUCUUUGGCAUGAUGAUAAUAAAAGAGAAAACUAAAACGAGCAUCAGAUUUAGACAGGCGCUGUGCCCUCCGCCACCAUAUGCCAAAAAUUGCUUCUCUAGUGCCAUUUUGACAUUGUAUCUAGCUAUAAAUAAUACAUAACUAUUGUUUUCUGUUGAAUGGCAGAGAUUUAUUGGGUCUUUGCUCCUCUGUAAAGUGGAAGUUUUGUCAGUGAUCUAUUUAACUUGGCCCAGCUAGGCCAUCAACUCACAGAACCUCAGUCCUUUUGUGUAAAUUUUUGGGCAAGAGCAAUCUGCUUUAACCGCCUCACCUGAUCAAAUUAAAUAAAUAGUUGCCAGAUCUCUACUUUUAUCCUGCAUGGGAUAACAUGUCUGUAAGUGCAUGAAUUUGGAAAGCACACAUCAGAUGUGAAAGGCUGAAGAGACUGUUUGGACUGAUAAAUAUUUGUUGCUUGAACCCAGGUAUUCACCCUGGAGAAGAAGGGGAAAUGGUUGUUACCAGAAAUCCAACAACUCUGGUAGUUAUUUUUGUCUUUGUUAUUUUAACCUGGAUUGUGGUUGUAUUGAGGUGAAGGAAUAAUGAAAGAAAACCAGUCUUCACUCUGGAUAUACAAGUGUUUGUUCUCUGUGAAGUGUACCCUUGGGAAGUGAUUGGUUUAUGUACCGUCCAGCAGAGCCCAACUGACUCCAGUGUAUGUGAUGUAAAACCAUGAGCUCAAAUUGCAGAAGCCAGUAUCCUAUGGAAAUUUUGAUCACCCGCUCCUCCUGAAAGCUCAAGUUGAAACUGGGACCUGACUGACCCCCACAGGGAUCAGGGCACGCCCGCUUUCACAUCACUUUGAGAGACUGAUUACAAGGAAUGCUCACUCUUAUGCAUUUUGCUAAUUUACCCAUUUUUAGAGUAGAGGUGUGUGGUAUGCC
Messenger RNA from Ailuropoda melanoleuca (giant panda), 3480 nucleotides. It is a transcript of the gene REPS2, whose product is annotated as RALBP1 associated Eps domain containing 2. Gene Ontology annotation, molecular function: protein binding; calcium ion binding. The record is from RefSeq and is a predicted model, not a curated record. The annotation marks the transcript as partial. Gene Ontology annotation, biological process: endocytosis; endosomal transport. The transcript has 20 exons. Gene Ontology annotation, cellular component: plasma membrane; cytoplasm. NCBI's taxonomy places the organism in Eukaryota, Metazoa, Chordata, Mammalia, Carnivora, Ursidae.